AUGCUGAAGGGCUUGGAGGGGGCAGCUGAGAGUGUGUCUCCAAAUUUCGUGAAGUGUCAGUGCACAACUCAUUGUAUGACCAGCUCCUUGGCUAAACAGAGGCUUCGGGAUGCUGUAUUUACUUCUACCGAUUUCAGGCAAGAGCCAGGCUCAUCAGAGCUGUCAUGGGUGUCACACGAUGGAAACAAUGAGGCCCCUGACCUCUUGACAGAAAUAACCUCUAAAUGCAGUCUGACCAGCGCCAGCAGCCAGGAUUGCUUCCUUCCAGCGGCAUCGUUUCUGAAGAAGAGGCUGGUGAGGAGGCCAGGCUACAUGAGAGCUGCCACCGGACCGCAGACCGGGCUUUCCCCUCCUGUCGUGGGCACCCCGCUUCAUGCUCCGGACACAGUCUGCAGCGAGGAGAACCACACUGAGUCCAGGGCCAGGCAUUGCGGACUCUUCCUCGGCGGCCUGGCUGUGGCCUCUGGGGGCCAGCCAGGCCCAGCUCUGAGCUCUGCGAAGGGAGACUUCUACUUCAAGAUUCAGUCCAGAACGGAUCCCACACUGUCCGACAGGCUUCCCGGGCCCUGCAGGCCUGGGCAUGUGGGGUGCCUUAUGGACGGACCUGGAGUUCCUGGACCAGCCCAUGAAGUGGCCUCUGAUGAAGGAGCAAGGGACAUCUGUGGACAGGAGGACAGCAACCGCAGCAGCCAGGGCAGUGGCCUCCAGGUCUCCUCAGCCUCUCCCUGCUCUCAUGAUGCCUUUACCUCAAGAUUCAGCUUUAUCCAACUCUCCCUGGGCUCUUGGGGGGGACAUGGGAGAGGAGAAAUCUGCCCACCAUCUAGAGAGGCCGAACCUCUUGGCCAGAAGCCCACCGACAUGAGACCCAAAGCUGCCAGCCUGCACAGGACCCAGGAGGACCCGGGGCUUCUCUCCAGGCCACUGUAUCCCAAGGUGACGCAAGAGCUGGAGGACGGUGCCAGGGCCACAGGGAGCAACCCCAGCUCAGGAAGAGAGACUCUUCCAUCACUUGAUGGGGAUUCUGCCCCAUCUUGCUCCUUGGCAUCUGGCCCCAUUGGUUCGGAGGCCACCAUUUUGGGGAUUACUCCGAGCUGGGACCCGCUGCUCAAGAAGUAUGAACCUGCCCUUCGUGACUGCCUGCUCAGCAACCAGAAACAAUUAAAGAUAAAAUCCUUAAGAUUGAAGCUUCAGAAACUUCAAGACAAAGCAAUUGAGGAUGAUGAUUAUGAUAAAGCCGAGAAGCUGAAGCAAAGUCUCCAGGAGCUGGCGAAGGAGAACGGCACCCUGCAGUUUCAGCUUCCCUCCAGGCAUCCCGCCGUCAGCCAGGUUCUGGACCGAAUGGGAGCACAGGUGCAGGCCGCCUUGUGCGGGGCAGCUCGGCAAGCCAGCAGUGAAAACACUCAACCCAUCUUCAUAACAGAGCCGAAACUACUGGAACCUGUUGCUCAGGACAGACUGCGUGUGUCUAUCACUAGGCGAGACCGGCUUCUUCAGGAAAAGCAGCAGCUUCAGAAAGAAAUCAAAGCUCUGCAAGCAAGAAUGUCUAUGCUGGAAGCAAAAGAUGAGCAACUGAAGAGGGAGCUAGAUGCACAGGAGCAGCUGCUGAGCUGGCCAGGUUGUGAAUUGGCUGCACUCGCCAGUACACUGUCCCUGGAUGAGCUACAGAAAAUGGGGCGAGCUCUGGAUGACACCCUGGCAUCGGCCAAUCAGCUUCUGUGCCUUGUGGAGACACCAGAAUCCAUAAGAAGCCUCCAGGAAAGAAUAAAAUCCCUCAGCCUGUCCCUCAAAGAAAUCAUUGCUAAGAUGUGUAUGAGUGACAGACUCAUUAGGACUCUGAGGAAGAAAGUUAGCGAUAUCGAAGUCCAACUACCAGCCUUGCUUGAAGCCAAAAUGCUUGCCAUAUCAGGAAGCGACUUCUAUACAGCCAGAGACCUGACAGAAGAGAUCUGGGCGUUCGUCUCCGAGAGGGACGGGCUGGAGGAGCUCCUCAACAAGCUGUUGGUGCUGGGAUCCAGGACUAGCAGAAAGUUGGAGAAUAUUAAAGAAGAUCACAGUAAACUGAGAAAAGAGCUGAAGCACGAGGAAACGGCCUACGGCACAACUGUGAAGGAAAAUACUAUGAAAUACAUGGAAAUGCUUGAGGAUAAACUGCACAGCUGCCAGAGUCCACUGCUUGAAAAAGUGUGGGAAGCGGACUUGGAAGCUUGUCGGCUCUUUAUCGAGAGCAUGCAGCUGGAGGAGGCCAGGUGCGGCUUGAGUGUAGAAGACGAGAGGCUAACAGGUGACGUGGAGGACACUGCCUUUAUGACUCCCAUCGUCCGACCACCUGGGCUUCUCUCAGAAGAUGGAAAGAAGACUGCUUUGCAGGCCAAUGAUGAGUGGAAGGCUCCGUGGAGCCCCUCUCCUCACUUUGCUGGCAGCAUGCAGAAAGAGGAGUCUUACAUCCUUUCUGAAGAAUUUGGAGAAAAAUGUGAAGCUAUAGGCAAGAAGUUAUUGAACUUAGAAGAUCAACUUCACACAGCAAUUCAUUGUCAUAAUGAAGAUCUCAUUCAGUCUCUCAGGAGGGAGCUGCAGACGGUGAAGGAAACUCUGCAGGUCAUGAUCCUACAGCUCCAGACAGCCAGGGAGACUGAGGAAAAGGAUGCAGCUUCCUGUCUAACAGCUGGCAUCUAUACCAGGACCUGUAGGACAGGACAGGAGGGCUCAUCUCCAUUCCUGUAGCCUCUCUCGUGACCUACUAUAUGUCUGAUAUGCCUAAAUACAUCAUAAAGUGCUGGAGCACUGAGAUCUCCCCGCAGGAAAGGGGUCACAUCUGAGGACUGAACUGGGGGUUUGCAAACUGAAAUAUUGAGGGGGAGGGUUAUUGCUAACGUUCUUUUAACGGACAGUUACAGCUUUUUCCCCCUGCCAUAUUACUAAAGGAUACAUCCUGCUCUGGAUUUGAAAAUCUCCCCAUCUCAGCCCCAUUUCAAGGAGGGUAGAUUUAAUUCUUGAGAAGAAUGCCUCCCUUUCUGGGUCAUCUUGCUUUCUGCUACAGUUAUAAUUUUUCGUUUGAGAGCCUGAAAAAGGGGGAGCCUACUGCUAGUCUUCCCCCCACUGGACCUGUCACACUGUGAGCCCAUGAUUAAACAGACAA
Echinops telfairi (small Madagascar hedgehog) is the source of this 3136-nucleotide messenger RNA. It is a transcript of the gene DISC1, whose product is annotated as DISC1 scaffold protein. The record is from RefSeq and is a predicted model, not a curated record. NCBI's taxonomy places the organism in Eukaryota, Metazoa, Chordata, Mammalia, Afrosoricida, Tenrecidae. Gene Ontology annotation, biological process: neuron migration; cilium assembly. Gene Ontology annotation, cellular component: mitochondrion; intermediate filament cytoskeleton; centrosome.